Homo sapiens (human) is the source of this 1837-nucleotide messenger RNA. It is a transcript of the gene EPPIN-WFDC6, whose product is annotated as EPPIN-WFDC6 readthrough. The coding region runs from base 45 to 584 and encodes 179 amino acids. The transcript has 5 exons. The record is from RefSeq and is marked validated. NCBI's taxonomy places the organism in Eukaryota, Metazoa, Chordata, Mammalia, Primates, Hominidae.
AUUCCAAAUUCGGGAACCACCAGAAAGGCUGGCCUCUCUUCAACAUGGGAUCUUCUGGACUUUUGAGCCUCCUGGUGCUAUUCGUCCUCUUAGCGAAUGUCCAGGGACCUGGUCUGACUGAUUGGUUAUUUCCCAGGAGAUGUCCCAAAAUCAGAGAAGAAUGUGAAUUCCAAGAAAGGGAUGUGUGUACAAAGGACAGACAAUGCCAGGACAACAAGAAGUGUUGUGUCUUCAGCUGCGGAAAAAAAUGUUUAGAUCUCAAACAAGAUGUAUGCGAAAUGCCAAAAGAAACUGGCCCCUGCCUGGCUUAUUUUCUUCAUUGGUGGUAUGACAAGAAAGAUAAUACUUGCUCCAUGUUUGUCUAUGGUGGCUGCCAGGGAAACAAUAACAACUUCCAAUCCAAAGCCAACUGCCUGAACACCUGCAAGAAUAAACAGCCGUGUCCCAAAAUCAAAGUGGAAUGCGAAGUGGAAGAAAUAGACCAGUGUACCAAACCCAGAGAUUGCCCAGAAAACAUGAAGUGUUGCCCGUUCAGCCGUGGAAAGAAAUGUUUAGACUUCAGAAAGGCCUCUCUGUCUACAUAAAUCCAGGAUGCCUUCCCUGACCACCUUAGACCGCCUACACUCUUUCUUCUCUGCCCAUAUUAUUGAGCUCUAAAGAAGAUCAUCAAGGACCAUUCGUUCAUUCUAUUCAUUCAACAAAUAUUGAUUGGUGCCCCUGACACCCAUGAUGGGUUCCACUUGCUCAUUGUGGCCAGGAAGGUCAGAAAAGUUUUUCUGGGAAAGAGAUCCAUGAUUUAAGAUCUGAAAGAUGAGUACUUAGACCAAAAAUGGGAAGAAAUAGCCUUUCAGGCCAGAUAAUAGGAUGUGCAAAGGCUCUGUGGCAGGAGGCAGGAUGUUCAGGUCUAGAAAGGCUAGAAAGCAGAGAGUGAGCAAGAGACAAGAAACAGGAAACUGGUAGUGUAUAUUCAGGGCAACUUGAAUCUGUAUUCCCAAGUGGCCAUCCUCAAGUUUUGGGGUCAAAUAAAUGCCCUACUUAAUGAUAUUUUCUGAAUCUUGUUACUUUAGGUUGACAUACCUUUCAAGACAAUAACUAGGUUUUCAGUGCUUUGAUAAAACCUCAAAUGUGUGGCCUUCCAGCCAGGCAUCUGUGGUUUCAUAUUGUUUAAGCAUUUGUUGCAUCCCUAUGGAUUGCAGCUCUCUAUAGGUUCGCUGUUGCUGAACCAAGAAAUAAGGCAUACACAGAUUUCUAGAGAAAUUGUAAUUCUAUAACAGAUUUUCAGGAGAUGAGGAAGGCUGGUAUCUUUCAGAGUACAAAGUGAUUUUGGAAUUGAAAGAAUUUCUUUGGGUUAAAGUUUGUCACUGACUUGUGUUCCUGAACCAUGAAGCAUGAAUAUGUGGGCUGAGAAAUAGUUUCUCUUGAUAAAUAAACAAGUAACAAAUUUUAAAAAGAGAGGAAGAUGAAGCUGGGCUAGUUGGGGGAAGGAGAGCUGGUAAGGGAUCUGGUCUUGAUCCUAACAGCAAUGGAUUAACCUAUGUUCAAAUCCCUUACCAUCUGUGUGGCCUCAAGAAAGUUAUUUAGCCUCUCUAAACCUUAGUUUUCUCAUCUGCAUAAUGAGAACAAUGAGAGGACCUACUUUACAAGAUUAAAUGUUAAUAGAUGUCAACUACUAAGAACACUAAUCAAUGCUAUAAUUGUUGUUUUGUUGUGCUGACACUAAUCAAUGCUACAAUUGUUGUUUUGUCGUGCUUCAGACCUGAGGUUCUAAAGAACUCUAUUUGUACCUCAUAGCACUAUGGGCAAAAUAAUUGCUCAAUAAAUGCUUAAGAUCAGGGUA